GAUAGCAUGACCGACAUUUCAUUUUCGGUCAAGGCUACCAAUGCUCACGACUUCUCCCAUGCCUCUCACUCAUCGAGCGCGCACGCCGCCCAUCAUCACCACUACGAUGGACCCAGCACCGAUGACGCGCAAGAGGACGAUACCAUCAGCUGCGUGUGCGGGUACGCUGACGACGACGGAUGGACUGUACAAUGCGAUAAAUGUAAUCGAUGGCAGCACCAGUUGUGUUACUAUCCCACCUAUGAAGAGAAGACCCUGCCCGAUAAUAUCGAUCAUUUCUGCGUCGACUGCGUUCCACGGCACGUCGAUGUCACAUAUGCGCGACGACGCCAAAGUCAAAGACGAGAGGCUCAAUCUUUGUCUUUGAAUGGCGCCCGGAGAAGCGUGCCCAAGAGCCAUAAGAAAAAGAAGGAAGUCACCGCGACCUACACGAACGGAUGGCCACAAGAGAAGAGUCGAAAUGACCGCAACAGUGCGGGCCCACGCGAUCAGCCUCCUCCCGCCAAACGGCCCAAAACAACACAUCGGACAUCGGAUUCGACGACGACGACUUCUACCAAGGGUCACUCGCGGAAGCGCAACGCAUCGUCUGUGAACCACCGGAGGAGCUUGUCGCGCUCACCGGAGACAUUCCCAGCACAAUAUUCUGAUGAGUUUCUGCAAGCCUACGUCGAAGAUGAUUGGCAAGUCACUGAUGGAAACAUCCACAACAUCGCGACGAUGAACACCAUGGUGCGAUGGCUGAAUGGACCCGACGACGACUUCCGAAAGGAGAUUGGCUACGAUAAAGUUGAGAUUUACGCAAGGUGGAACGGUAAUCUCAAUGACAUCCCCGGCAAAGCGGAAAUCGAGGUUGUCGAGCUGCCAGACGACCAAGUCUACUAUGAAGGUCAUCAGCUCGUCUGGAAGGCUUUGACCGUCAAGGAACCCAUCGCUGAAGGAGCAUACAUUGGUGAGCUCAAAGGUCAAGUUGAGCUACAAUCCGAAUACCAACAAGACCCAUCAAAUCGCUGGUCCAACCUCAAGCAUCCCGAGUCCUUCGUCUUCUUCCACAGCAAACUGCCGAUCGUCAUCGACGCAAGGCAGACUGGAAACGAAUUGCGAUAUAUCCGUCGCAGUUGUACUCCCAAUGCGCGCCUGCAGAUCCUCGUCACUGGUGGAAACGAAUAUCACUUUUGCUUCAUGGCAACACAGCAGAUUGAACCCGGCGUCGAAAUCACGAUCGCCUGGGACACUCACUUCUCCGGACUUUCUGCUCACCAGACACAGGUCGAUUCCGAAUACUUGUCACGUCUAUCGACGUGGGUGUCGAAUGUGCUUGCCAAUUGCGGACCAUGCGCGUGUCAAGUGCCCGUGGGCGACUGUAAGAUGUCGCGUCUCGAUCGACGUGGCAAGGACAUUGCUGAGGAGGCUCCGUCGGCGAAGCAACCCCGAAGCAAGAAGCGACGGACGAAUCAACACGUCUCCCCGAUUAACACCAACGCAGUGAACAGCCGAUCAGGAAGUGAGGCUCGGCGAGUUGACAACGACGAGGAAUCUGUACAUUCGCGCUCGACUUCUGGUUCGGCCAGUCGUGACAUCACUCCGAACACGCAUUACUCCACCAAUGGGCUGUCAUCGGCUGCGCCUGAGCUCUCCGAACGGGAACGGAAGAAGCUGGCCAAAGAGGAGGAAAUGUUCCGUCGACAAGAGGAAGAAUCAUCUGGGAAGCAAGCGAAGAAGAAACGCAGCAGUGCUGGUUCCAAUGUCAACACGCCGACUGCCCCUUCAUCGGCCAAGCAGGCCACCUUCCCAGCGUCGUCAUCAUCGUCAUCGCGCUACACGGAUGCUGGUACUUCACGGACACCACAAUCAGCCAACACCACCAGCAAAGUCCAUGCGCGACAAAAGAGUCGAUCCUCCAAGGUCAGCUCGAAACCCGUCACGGCCGUCGUGAAGAAACCGAAACCACAAUAUGUCGAUUGCAGUGUUCAAUGCGACAUGGAUGAAGAGGAUGCCAAAGCACGGGCUGCGACGCCGUUGCGCAAGCGGAAUUUCAUGCCUUUGAGGCAGCGACUGCUCGAGCGAUGUGCGCGAAACAACUCACUAUACAAUGAAUCGCGGAAAUCGCUCAGUCCACCUUCGGCAUCGCCUGUAUUGGAUCAGAUGGAGAUUGAUUCCAAGCAUGACGAGAGACCUUUACAAUCGCCGACGCCGGGAAGUGCAACAGGAUUGAUCUCGCCGACAUCCUCAACGGAUGAAUCGCCAAUCAAAUCCGAGGCUGAUGCGACACAUUCAUCUUCUCCCACCAAGCCCGAUUCACCUGAUCCCCAAGCCCUCCGGUCACCUCCGCUGAAUGAAUCAAAUGCUCCAUCACGGCCGAGGAGUAAAGCAUCCACACCAAUUCCCUCCUCGCGGGGUGGUACGCCUGGUCCACAAACGAAGCAUCCCUCCUUACACGUCAGCAUGCCUCCGCCU
Dissoconium aciculare CBS 342.82 is the source of this 2457-nucleotide messenger RNA. RefSeq lists its product as uncharacterized. Gene Ontology annotation, molecular function: protein binding. The transcript has a single exon. The record is from RefSeq and is a predicted model, not a curated record. Lineage: Eukaryota; Fungi; Ascomycota; Dothideomycetes; Mycosphaerellales; Dissoconiaceae. The annotation marks the transcript as partial.